AAGAAAUGUUUUCCUAAUUGUAAUGCUACCUAACAUUUAAAAUGGCACAAGAGAGUCACCGACGUCUUUUAGUGUUACAAUGCCAGGAGCCUCUGGGUAUGGAAUCGGGCACUAUACCAGACGAAGACAUCGAAGCCUCUAGCGUAGAAAACCAGUACACAAGACCACCUCGUGCCAGGCUUAAUACGCUUAAUACGGUAAUCGGACAAAGUGGAUGGAGAGCGGCGGUAUACGAUCUAGAACAGUGGAUUCAAGUCUAUCUUGGUGGGGUAAAGAUCGUCUCUGGUAUAAUCACACAAGGUAGAGACCAAACGAACAUGUACGUAAGUCGCUAUGAAAUUCUACUAAGUAUGGAUGGUGUAGUUUGGCAGUAUAUAACAGACACUGACGGCAAUAACAAGAUUUUUAUUGGCAAUACAGACGGGUCCACAGCAGUUACUAACGUAUUUUCAACAACGUUCCAAACCAGUUAUGUCCGGAUCCAUCCAGUUGAGUGGCGUAAACAUAUAAUCAUUAGAUUUGAAGUACUAGGUUGUGAAGAUCAAGCAAAUGAAAUGUCAACAUUAUCAACCACUCUUGUAACCACAUUAGUGGAACCGAGUACCUUAGAAGACAACGCUCGAACUACAACUAUCAAUUAUAUCUGCAUCUACCAGUAUCCACUUGGUGUUGAAGAUGGAAAUAUUGGCUCAGACAAACUGACAGCGUCCAGUGAGGCCAAUGACAUACACGGGCCUCGUCGUGGUAGACUUAACACUGUACCAGAUAGUGAUGGAAUUGGAUCUUGGUCUGCGGGUUCCAACGACCAAAAUCAAUGGAUUCAAGCUGACCUGAGUACCGUAAAGGGCGUUACUGGAGUGGUCACACAAGGCAGAAAUGAUUACAAUCAGUGGGUGACAUCAUAUGAAGUGUUCCACAGUUUACAUGAUACAUUCGAAACAGUUAUGGAUGCAAGUGGUCAAACUGCUGAGUUUACUGGAAACUGGGAUAGAGAUACACCUGUGACAAACACAUUCUAUGCUCCAGUGUACGCUCGACUCAUCCGUAUCCAUCCAACAAGUUGGAGUGGACACAUUAGUCUGAGGUUUGAACUUUUAGGCUGUCCAGUGAUUAAUUGAUUCACACUUCUUAGGUUUGAAAUACAUGGAAACAAAGUUUGUAAGUACUGUAUUAAAUAAAUUCUAAUUAAGUUAAGUAAUACCAUUCUGUAAGUUUCUUUGCAUACGAGAAUAGCUUUAAUUAUACAAAAUGAACCGUGAUGUUCUUUAAGGCUAUACAAACCACUAUUAAAAUAUAUACUCCAUAUCUAUUAAAAAUGCAUGGUUUCAGCACAUGGACGUCGUGUGCUGAUAACAUUCUGACGUGUUAAAUGAAAUUAAUUUCAUUUAUUUUUUUAUUACAUUUAUAGGAGGUGGAGGUUUACUCUCCUUUAACUAAUAUCACCAAAUCGACGCAGCAGAACCACCAAGUCCCUGUUAAUUAUCUGGAGAUUUACGGAACUUUCUUUAGAAUGCUAGACUAAACUUCUGUACACAA
Molecule: messenger RNA, 1536 nt
Organism: Anneissia japonica
Lineage: Eukaryota; Metazoa; Echinodermata; Crinoidea; Comatulida; Comatulidae
Product: lactadherin-like
Exons: 9
Coding region: 42-1118 (358 amino acids)
Source: RefSeq, a predicted model, not a curated record